AUGCGGGGCAGAAGGGUUUUAAAACUUUGUGGGUCCUUGAACGGCGACUGGCGUGACUUAGGGCUGGCAGGCCCUCUCCAGCUGGAACACUGCGCAGCAGCGGGGGCUGACACGGAUGGAAACCCACCCGGGGAUGAUCGGGGGCUGUGGGAAGGUGUUGAUCAGUGCAUCCAGAAGUUUCUGGAUGUUGCAAGACAAACGGAAUGCUUCUUUCUACAAAAACGACUACAGCUGUCAGUGCAGAAACCAGAGCAAGUGAUUAAAGAGGAUGUUUCAGAAUUAAGAAAUGAGUUGCAGAGAAAAGAAGCAUUAAUUCAGAAGCAUUUGGGUAAACUGCGACACUGGCAGCAGGUCCUGGAAGAUAUCAGUGUACAGCACAAAAAGCCUGCAGAAAUGCCUCAAGGGCCGUUAGCGUACUUGGAACAAGCAUCUGCUAAUAUUCCUGCUCCAAUGAAGCAAACGUGAUCUUUGGGUUUACAUACCUAGAGAUUUUCAGCAAUGCAGAGCAGUGGUGUUCUUUAUAUUUGUAUGCUUUCUGUAUAAUGUAAUUUGUACUACAGAUAUAAAUAGUUAAGACAGUUAAGC
Eurypyga helias (sunbittern) is the source of this 585-nucleotide messenger RNA. RefSeq names its product mediator complex subunit 28 (gene MED28). The record is from RefSeq and is a predicted model, not a curated record. The transcript has 3 exons. Bases 1 to 465 code for a protein of 154 amino acids. Lineage: Eukaryota; Metazoa; Chordata; Aves; Eurypygiformes; Eurypygidae. Gene Ontology annotation, cellular component: mediator complex.